Molecule: messenger RNA, 1026 nt
Organism: Eruca vesicaria subsp. sativa (arugula)
Lineage: Eukaryota; Viridiplantae; Streptophyta; Magnoliopsida; Brassicales; Brassicaceae
Source: the annotation of a GenBank genome assembly
AUGGGAUCCAGGAGAACGGUGGCUUUUAAUUGGGAAUCAAAGGAAUCGGGAGGGCUAUUGGGACAGUGUAUCUUUGGUGAAGGAAAGUCAUGCUCAGCGAUAGGAGUGGUGCUAAAUGGCAAUAAUCAUCACCAAGAGAAGGGAAAGGGUCAUCAAGAGUUUAAGGGCAAAGGCAAAGGAAGGGCUUAUGAGGAUCAAGAAGUUCACUGGGUUCGUGUUCCUGAGAGAGACAAUAAGAGAGCUUAUGAUGCACGUAGUAAUGGUCGUGGUGAGGAGCGGGGAUCGCGUACAAGAGGUCCUCACAGGGACUCACAUAGGCGUUAUUUAGAGGAGCGUAGUGGGUCUCACCGUGGGGAGUUUUCGAGGGGAGGGUCUUCUCGACUUACUGCGAGGGAAAGGAGCCCAUUACAAGGAGGUGCGAAGGAUGUUCCAGAGGAGGGAGAGUUUGAACGAAAGAGUCACACAAUCACAGCUGGGGAAGUGCACCUUCGAGUAUCUUUACCUAAUGAGAAUGUGGCGGGAGAUGACACAGAUCGUCCAAAGGUAUUUUCUGGUAUGGAGACAAUGGAUAGUAGGUUAGAACAGACUUCUGAACUAGGUGGAACAGGGGAUGUUACUGUGGGAGAUGUUCCUAUGGAUCUAGAUGAUAAUAAGAUUGAUUUAGUGGGGAAUGUAAGGUCUGGAAGUGAAGAGGAGGAUUUUGAGAAUCUUACAGAUGGGGAGGCUGACGACAUAGUGAAUGGUGCAACUGAUGCUCUGGAUGAUGAUGCAGCUGCUAUCCAAGUAGGGACGACAUGUAAGACAGGACUGGUUGAGAGGGAGGAGGCAAAAAAGAAGGGUACUCGUAAGGCGUUGUUUAAGCAGACGGGAUUGGCAGUGGGGAUCUCAAACAAGAAGUUUGUCCAGGCGGUCCUAUCACCACGCAAGCGUGGUAAUGCUAAAUCUGGUACUCGUCUAGGAGAUGGGAUGAAACAGGCUACGGAUAAGGGCACUUCAAACCCUAAAGCUGGCUCUUCUAAACCUUAA